AUGCGGAUCAGGCUUCUAGCUGCUCAACAUCAGCAUCUGACGCAUCCUCAGCAAGCUCGACCCCAACCUCCUGCACCGCAACCUCCGCACAUGCAGCCCAAUACGCCGGCUCGCGAUCAGAAUAACAUCGAUCCUGCCAUUUCAGGCGCUACCAUGCUGACCGGUCCACCCCAAACUCCCACCCAGCCUGAUGUAACUGGCCAGGAGACCCCGAAAACCUACGGCAAACGGCCGUUAUCCACCUCGAAACGCGCCGCACAGAACCGUGCUGCGCAGCGGGCGUUCCGUCAGCGGAAGGAAGCGCACAUCCGGGAGUUGGAAGGCAAGGUGAAGGCAUACGAGAACAUGGGAGAAGCGAUCAAAGCUCUGCAGGCGGAAAACUACCAGCUCCGGGAGUACAUCAUCAACCUGCAGUCUCGCUUGUUGGAUUCUCAAGGCGAGGUUCCGGAGCUGCCUGGCAACAUCGACCUGAGUCAACCGCGGAGUGAAAUUCCUGUGCCUCCUAUUCCAAACUCGGGGACGACCACCACUGCUGCCCCUCCUCCGACUGCACCCCAGCAACCCCAACCUCCUCACGCUCAAGCCCCCACAUCGAAUGACGAUAUGAACUCCUUGAACCGCAUAGCUGUUGCCGGGCUUGGAAUGCGCAAACCUCCUACCGAAGAGGCAAAUUAUCUCGGCAACAACUUUCAGGCACAGGCAAGGCGCGUCCGUCCUGAUGAAGGACAAACCGAAGCUUCGGAACUGCCCAAGCAGGAACAAACACAUGGCCUCCCGCUCAUAUCAUAG
Molecule: messenger RNA, 789 nt
Organism: Aspergillus fischeri NRRL 181
Lineage: Eukaryota; Fungi; Ascomycota; Eurotiomycetes; Eurotiales; Aspergillaceae
Product: putative bZIP transcription factor
Exons: 3
Coding region: 1-789 (262 amino acids)
Cellular component (GO): RNA polymerase II transcription regulator complex
Molecular function (GO): DNA-binding transcription activator activity, RNA polymerase II-specific; transcription cis-regulatory region binding
Source: RefSeq, a predicted model, not a curated record